AUGUUUUUUCUAAUCAUAUUGAAUAUUGCUGGAUUGAUACUAUGUCAGAAUUAUCGAGCGACUAUCAAAUUGACUGCAACUGGGCUGAAAUUUCAACCAUCCAAUCCAAUUGAACAGCUGGGCUCGAUUUCUGGUAUCAAAUCAGUUUUGCACUGUUCCGCUUACUGUAAUAAAAAUGUACAAUGUCGCACAUUUGGCUUUGAUUUGCUGACAUUAAGCUGCAAUUUAUACGAAGGUUAUAUCACGACAGGUUCAGUGGUCGUUUCCUCGCCUUUAUCAGAAAGCUCAAUCGUCGGUGGGCUUGUCUAUGAAUCAGCACUGUUUCUCAAUUAUAAUCAGACGUGUUCCACAGCUAUAAAUCGUUAUUUGGUCUGCGUAGGAGCCAGACUAGUUUGUCCCGUAAACACGUUUUGGAACGGGUCAAUCUGUGUGAAUCAGUUUUAUGGCAAUACACUGUGUCAACUCGAUAUUCAAUGCCGUGGCAAUUUAACGCUAAUUUGUUCGAUUAACAGUAGCACUUGUGUCUGUAAUUCGACACGUUACUAUUGGAACGGUACAUUAUGUGCUCUAUGCACAUAUCUCGUCUGUACUACUCAAUUGUACCUUGUUGAAAAUCAAGAUCCAACACCAUGGACCUCCUUCUCUUACUCGUAUUCGACCUUUAACACACCUGUGACGUUAAUGUUAUCAUUUCGUAAUGAUAUAGAUUACUGGUACCUCGACGAUGUUGGUGUUAACAAGAUCGGCAACACGACAAAUUUAAUCGUCAACGGCGGGUUUGAGACAGGUGACAUAACAGGAUGGGAUUACACAGACCCGGAUGGAGCAUCAUAUAAUGGUGUGGCGACGUCUGCGGAUUAUUAUACUGGAGCGUAUUCUUAUACUGGUGGAGAAUCGUAUGCCGCCGAUUUCAUAAGUCAAACAUUUAAUGUAACAAUAGGAGCAGUGUACAAUGUGUCCUAUUGGCUCAAAGUGACAGGGACAGACGGCGGUUAUUCUAUAGCAAAUAUAACAAUAAAACCAUGA
Didymodactylos carnosus is the source of this 1026-nucleotide messenger RNA. The record is from the annotation of a GenBank genome assembly. Lineage: Eukaryota; Metazoa; Rotifera; Eurotatoria; Philodinida; Philodinidae.